CAGUUAUCGAACAACAUGGCGGCCACCACAAGGGAAUCGCCGUCCUCACGUUAUCCUAGUGAGAAAUCGGUGAAAGAAGCCUUAGAUAUGCUUAAACCUCCUGGUAUUCUAUCAAAGGCCUACAACCAAUUCCAACUAAAAAGAUAUCAGCGCGAAGAUGCGAUCAGGAAGAACCAUGUUGUCACUACAGGCGGAGAAGGUGUAACAGACUCGUGGAAAGUCGAGAGACCAAAAUCUUUAGAUCUUGCACAAGAUACCAGCUAUUUCCUUGCCAAGACAGUGCAUCAAAGACCUUCUACAUACGAUCGAAUAAAUCAUGUUGUUGAGGGAUACGAUCAAAAACUCCACCGUGACGACAGAGAACACGCAAAGUCACGAGGACUUACUGUCAAUAGAGAGGAGAUCAGGGUGCCAGUACCUGCGCGGUCCUCGUCUGUGUACGGCCAUCCGCGACUGAAACCUCUAGAGUUCACAGACCGGAAACACGUCAGAGUAGAAAUUUGUAAAAAAGACUUCCUUAGGUUAGGAGGAACCAACAUUGGAGAUGCUGACUAAUAUUUGACUCUUACAUCAAAGAAUUCUUCCACUCACUCAACAGCCCAAGAAGUUUUAAUCUAUGACGUAUCUUAAUUCUUAUGUUUGAAUAUUGCGGCGCGACAGAUGCGAGCGCGGGAUCCUAGUGAAAUUCAUUAAAAAUGAGAAAUGGCUUAAUAUUACAAAUAUCGUUGCCGAAACCCUGAAUAGUGAUUCGUAGAAGUUCACAUGUGAUGACGUGCACGUGAGAUAUAUUGGAGUAUAGUUUCAAUAUAUUAUAUGGAAUUUCUUUUUCUUAAAAGUAGCCUGGAGGAACCUUGAAAAGUUCACACCUGCCGCUUACUUUUUUAGUUUGUUUGUUUGUGCGCUGGUUUAAUUUAUUGUAGUCAUCCCCAAGCGGUAACCUUUUUCACAAGGAAACUGGGUUUUAUAAUACAGCUGUUCUGUUCAAAGUUGCUGGCGCAAAUGUGGCACAAAUGUCAGUCUUCUAUCGAUAAUAAUAGCUUAGGACAUCAGGUGUUUGUUUGAAUGUUUACUGAAGUAACUCUGGUCUUUUUUCUGUUUGAUAUAUUCGAACUUUUAGUAAUUUUUAGUCAGAAGUAGCUUAAAUCGUUCUGCUUUUAGGCGUCUAUCAUUUCAUCCCUUUUGUGGGAUGAAAAAUUAAAUUAAAUUUAAAAAAGGGAUUCGUCUACAGACAGUUUGGCUUAAAUUUUGCCUGAAGUAACGUCAGCUUGACGGAACCGAAUGAAAAUAUCAGUCAAUGACUACAAAAGCUUCAAACGAACAUUCAAGCCGUACUUUUCUUUUUCCAGUGAUAGACAGAAAAUAAAAAAACUAAUGAAGAAUUCUUCCCGAGUAAUGCAGUGUACACCUUUCUGUAGUCACAGGACCAAAUAAACUGAGAAGUACUUUCCAUUCCUCACAGAAUGAGUUAUUGUAGGUUUUCGUAGGAGGUCGUUUGCACAACACUUAAUUUAAUUGUACGUAAAUAAAGCGGUAGAUAGGA
Molecule: messenger RNA, 1540 nt
Organism: Pocillopora verrucosa
Lineage: Eukaryota; Metazoa; Cnidaria; Anthozoa; Scleractinia; Pocilloporidae
Product: cilia- and flagella-associated protein 90
Source: RefSeq, a predicted model, not a curated record